AUGCGACGGAGUUUGAAAUCGAGUUCAAGUGACAAUGACAUCUUCUUCAUGCUUUUAAUAGGACACCGACUAUACUCAAGCCCAAUGCAACCCUCACAUAGUACAGUUGAAAGUGAAGCUAAUGACUAUGAAGAUGAUGACGAUGAACCUGAUGAAUGGGAUCAAAGGAUCAUGAAGACAGGAUGUCAUGAAGAAAACUUAACAUUGCAACUUUGUCAUGCUGAUACUGGAGAUUGGAGACAAUGUAUUAAGGAAAUGGAUGCAUUUAGAAAGUGUUGGGCCGAACAUAAUAAUAACGAAAGAACACUGACUGUGGAUAAUCCUGAUACCUAG
This is a messenger RNA of Scheffersomyces coipomensis, 333 nucleotides long. RefSeq lists its product as uncharacterized. The transcript has a single exon. Gene Ontology annotation, cellular component: mitochondrial intermembrane space. NCBI's taxonomy places the organism in Eukaryota, Fungi, Ascomycota, Pichiomycetes, Serinales, Debaryomycetaceae. The record is from RefSeq and is a predicted model, not a curated record. Gene Ontology annotation, biological process: mitochondrial respiratory chain complex IV assembly. The coding region runs from base 1 to 333 and encodes 110 amino acids.